ACCUCUGGAAGCCUUGAUUUUCUCAUCUACAUAACAUGAUAAUAAUAGAACCUCUGUCUUGCUGCUUUUGAGAAUUAAAUGAGUGCCUGGACAUAAACACUUGAAUUAGCUUUAGCAGAAGAGAUAUGGAGGAGCCAUAGAACAUUAAGGAUGAAUUCAGGAAGACCCGAGACCAUGGAGAACUUGCCUGCUCUCUACACUAUCUUCCAAGGAGAGGUUGCUAUGGUGACUGAUUAUGGAGCCUUUAUCAAAAUCCCAGGCUGUCGGAAGCAAGGUCUGGUCCAUCGAACUCACAUGUCAUCCUGCCGUGUGGAUAAGCCUUCUGAGAUAGUAGAUGUUGGAGAUAAAGUCUGGGUGAAGCUUAUUGGCCGAGAGAUGAAAAAUGAUAGGAUAAAAGUAUCCCUCUCCAUGAAAGUUGUCAACCAAGGGACUGGAAAAGACCUUGACCCCAACAACGUUAUCAUUGAGCAAGAAGAGAGGCGGAGACGGUCCUUCCAGGAUUACACUGGGCAGAAGAUUACCCUCGAGGCUGUCCUGAACACUACCUGCAAGAAGUGUGGCUGUAAAGGCCACUUUGCAAAGGAUUGUUUCAUGCAGCCAGGUGGGACCAAAUACUCUCUGAUACCUGAUGAAGAUGAGGAGAAGGAAGAGGCAAAGUCAGCAGAGUUUGAGAAGCCUGACCCCACGAAGAAUUCUAGAAAAAGAAAGAAAGAAAAGAAGAAAAAGAAACAUAGAGACAGGAAGUCAUCUAACUCCGACAGCUCAGACUCUGAGAGCGAUACAGGCAAGAGGGCAAGGCGCACAUCAAAAGACAGCAAGGCAGCAAAGAAGAAGAAAAAGAAGAAGAAACACAAGAAGAAGCACAAGGAGUGAGAGUGCGAAGAGCAGAGGGGGUGGUUGAGAGGAGGAGGAACCGGAGCCUGUGCCCUGCCGCCCCGGCUCCUAAAAGACCCAGUAGUGAGAAUGUGGCUUCCCACCCCAUGACUUCCCUCCCGCGGGAGGUGGCUUCACCUCAAGUAGCAGGCAGGUUUGGGAGUUACAUGUCAGAACCAUCUGCCUGAAUGAGUUGUUUCCUUGUCAUUCCUGGUCCAUUUGCAAAUGACACCUGCAGCUUACCCAUCCAUUCACCCAACAUCUUUUAUUCAGCAGGAGGCCCCAUUAUCCUCUCCAGCCGCCACUGCCAGAGCCUGAUUCCUGUACAGGAGUCCAGGCUGGAACCACAGUUACUGCUGUGGUGGUGACUCUGGCUGUAGUUGGAGAACAGAGCGAUUGGCCCCUCCCUGUUGGUUUGCCCUGGGCUGAUUGGUGGGUGAUCUCUGCUGCACCCAACCAGCACUGGGGCAGCUAGGAGACUGGCAGUCUGAGAAUAUGGUAAGAAGUGGUGCUCGCUGUUUCCAUGCCCCCCAACAUAAUAGUUUUACUGUGCUAGCAGUGACAGCCAGUGGUUGUAACCACAAAACCAUUGUUCACAGUGACUGAGCUUGUGUGUGACAUUCUGCCAGACCACCAAACCAGACAGCUCAAGCCAAGAUCAUUGCUUUACUUUGUGUUUACCACUGUAUGAGUCAAUUGGUUCUACUUCAGGUUUCUGCUUAAAUGCCUGGCACUAAAUGGAAGUGUGUUUGGUUUUAGACUUA
Messenger RNA from Artibeus jamaicensis (Jamaican fruit-eating bat), 1637 nucleotides. RefSeq names its product zinc finger CCHC-type containing 17 (gene ZCCHC17). Gene Ontology annotation, molecular function: zinc ion binding; RNA binding. Bases 151 to 873 code for a protein of 240 amino acids. Gene Ontology annotation, biological process: RNA stabilization. The record is from RefSeq and is a predicted model, not a curated record. The transcript has 8 exons. Lineage: Eukaryota; Metazoa; Chordata; Mammalia; Chiroptera; Phyllostomidae.